UCAGGCGUCCUUCUCCGCUCCGGCUGACCCCUUGUUUCCGCCGUUGGCCGAAACACUGCGAAGGCCGUUACCUGAGCGCUACCGGUCGCCGACAUGGCUGAGGAAAAAGAUUGCCUGAGGGGAGACGUAGAGAAGGGCGAGCAGCCGGUGGUAACCAUUACCGGUGGUGCGUGCUCUGGGAAGCAGGCGGCGGAGGAGCCGAUGAAGGUGGAAGCGGAGGCGGGGGCUGAUGCCUGCUCUGACGACCUCAGCUGUGGGGAGGCCGACAUCGACCCAAGCCUGCUGGAGCUGGUUGAUGAGGAGAAAUGCCGGAGUAUCCGCAAGCAGUACCGGCAGCUCAUCUAUAACGUCCAGCAGAACCGUGAUGACAUAGUGAACACGACGAGCGAGUCCUUAACCGAAGCUCUCGAAGAAGCCAAUGUCCUGUUUGAUGCAGUGAGUCGAACGAGAGAAGCGGCCCUCGACGCUCAGUUUCUUGUUUUGGCUUCUGAUUUGGGUAAAGAAAAAGCAAAGCAGCUAAACUCUGACAUGAGCCUUUUUAAUCAGGUGGCAUUUUGUGAUUUUCUGCUUAUAUUUGUGGGUCUAAACUGGAUGGAAGAUGAUGGACGUGAUGCGCUGAGUGACUGUGAUGAUAAUAUAGUUCGCUCUUUUUGGGAGACAGUACAAAAGGAAGCAACGUCGUGGAUGCUGCAAGCUGAAACAUUCCACUUUAUAUUCGGUUCAUUCAAAUCAGAGCCUUCCGCGCGGAAGCCCCGACUUGAGCACCGGAAAAGAGUUCACAGAAUGGAAGAAAACGGGGAUAUGCCUACAAAGCUGAGGAAGCUGGACCUGAGUAGUAAUCAAGAAGCGACAGAAAAAGAAGUAGAAAGAAUCUUGGGAUUGUUGCAAACGUACUUUCAGAAGUAUCCUGAUACUCCCGUGUCCUAUUUUGAGUUUGUGAUUGACCCAAACUCUUUCUCUCGUACUGUGGAGAAUAUAUUUUAUGUUUCUUUCAUUAUAAGGGAUGGUUUUGCAAGAAUAAGGCUUGACCAUGACAGGCUGCCAAUAUUGGAGCCCAUUAAUAUUAACCAUGUGGGUGAGGGGAAUGAUUCCAGUUCCCAUUGCAGGAAACAAGGAGUUAUAUCUUUGAGUUUACAGGACUGGAAAAAUAUUGUGGCAACUUUUGAAAUCUCAGAGGCCAUGAUCACAAACUCGUACUAAAGAUUUUUGUUCUUAGUGUAGGAGACAUUUUGUGGCUUUUCUUAAGCAUCUCAAAAUGGAGAGUAAAAUCCAAACAGAAACACAUAUUGUAUCUCUUGUAAAGUGAAAAAGUAUUUUCAAGAACAUCAGAAAUUGUU
This is a messenger RNA of Globicephala melas (long-finned pilot whale), 1337 nucleotides long. RefSeq names its product EP300 interacting inhibitor of differentiation 3 (gene EID3). Gene Ontology annotation, biological process: DNA repair. Gene Ontology annotation, cellular component: Smc5-Smc6 complex; nucleus. NCBI's taxonomy places the organism in Eukaryota, Metazoa, Chordata, Mammalia, Artiodactyla, Delphinidae. The record is from RefSeq and is a predicted model, not a curated record.